AUGGGAAAUUGCAAUGUCCUAGGCCAAAAGGAAGAGUUCUAAGAAGCUAUGUAAUCUAUAAGAAAUUACGAAAUCCUAGAAGUCUUAGGCAAAGGUGGUUUUGGAAGAGUUCUCAAAGUCAGAAGAAAAAAGAAUAAUCAGCUGUUUGCCAUCAAAAAAAUGUCUAAGGCAAAAAUCAUUAAUCAAAAAAGCAUUACAGCAAUUUUGAAUGAGAAAAACCUUCUAAUCUAACUAAGACACCCUUUUAUUGUGAAUAUGCAUUCUGCAUUCCAAGAUAAGGAAAACCUAUAUCUGGUAUUAGAUUUGUUAACUGGGGGUGACUUAAGAUGCCAUAUAUAUAGAAACAAAAGGUUCUCGGAAUAAGAAGUGAAAUUUUUUGCUGCUUGCAUAAUUACCAGCUUAGACUAUUUACAUUAGUAAGGAAUCAUCCAUAGAGAUCUAAAACCAGAAAAUCUCGUGUUUGAUGAUAAAGGAUACUUGAGGCUUACAGAUAUGGGAAUUGCAAGAAUUUGGAGACCUGAAAACUCAUCAGAUAUAAGUGGUACCCCAGGUUAUAUGGCUCCUGAAGUAAUUUGUAGAUAAAACCAUGGGAUUUCUGUAGACUUUUUUGCACUUGGGGUUAUAGUAUAUGAAUGCAUGCUUGGUAAACGACCUUAUGUUGGGAAAACAAGAUAGGAAAUACGAGAGUAAAUUCUUGGUCAACAGGUUUAAGUGAAAAGAAUGGAUUUGCCAGUGGCUUGUAAUUCAAAUUUAUAGUAUUAGUUAAUUUAAAGAAAACCAAUUAAUAGAUUAGGAACUUAAAAUCCUAAUGAUGUUAAAAACCAUCCAUGGUUUUCCUAAUUUGAUUGGAAUUUAUUAUCAAAAAAGAUAAUGCUUGCCCCUUAUAAGCCAAAAUCUGUUUCAAAAUCUAGUUCUUCAUUUGAUUCUAUUGAAACCCCUCAGGAUGAUAAUUAUGCUAUUCUCAGAAAUAAAACUCUUAAUGAAUAAUUUAACUAAUACUGUUAUGACCCUGAAAGUUGUAUGUAAAAAUGA
Molecule: messenger RNA, 1032 nt
Organism: Paramecium tetraurelia
Lineage: Eukaryota; Ciliophora; Oligohymenophorea; Peniculida; Parameciidae
Exons: 6
Biological process (GO): peptidyl-serine phosphorylation; intracellular signal transduction
Molecular function (GO): protein serine/threonine kinase activity; ATP binding
Source: RefSeq, a predicted model, not a curated record